This is a messenger RNA of Drosophila montana, 1599 nucleotides long. RefSeq names its product E3 ubiquitin-protein ligase KCMF1-like. Lineage: Eukaryota; Metazoa; Arthropoda; Insecta; Diptera; Drosophilidae. Gene Ontology annotation, molecular function: zinc ion binding. The transcript has a single exon. Gene Ontology annotation, biological process: synaptic signaling. Bases 197 to 1450 code for a protein of 417 amino acids. The record is from RefSeq and is a predicted model, not a curated record. Gene Ontology annotation, cellular component: plasma membrane.
UUUUGAUUCUUGUCAUUUGAUUUCAUAAAAUAGAAAUUCAAAACGCAUUGUCAAGACUUUUUCGACCCAUAUUUUUGCGUAAUUAAUUCCAGCCCGAGCAUCACAUCGCAUUCUGUUCGACAACAACAAAUCGAUUAUUAAUUCUCUGUCCAAUAAACGAAGAGGCGACAAUUAAUUAACUAAUCAGAACAAAUCUAUGGGCCAUCGAAAUUUUUGCUGCGAUGGCUGUCAAACACAUAAUUUCCAAGGACGAAGGUUUCACUGUUUGCGCUGUGUGAACUAUGACCUGUGCGGCGAGUGCUAUGACCAGCAUGUGGAGACGCUGGACCAUCGCUUGGAGCAUCCCAUGCAGCUGCUGCUCGACCAGGAGCGGCACCAACAGCUGCCCGAACUGCUGCUCAAUGGCGAGAUGCUCGAACUGAUGCACUUGCCCAACUGCUAUACGUGCCCCUAUUGCGGCAUCUUUGGGCAUACGGCCAAGGAGCUGAUCGAUCAUGUGGUCACCAUGCAUCGCCAGGCCGACAGCCAUGUGGUGUGCCCCAUGUGCGCCGGACUGCCGGGCAUUGAGCUGGUCGCCAUACGCAAUCUGGCACGCCAUUUGCUGCUGAAUCACAUUGAGCACGCCAAUCUGCUGGAUCCGAAUACGCCGCCGUUGCGUCAUGCCUUGGCGCGCGUGUCGCGUCGAAGGCGGCGCCAACAGCCGCCAAGUCCGGGCAAUCAGAAUGGCAAUGGCAGCAAUAGUCGCAGCUCGGCGCGAUCCAAUAGCAGCCGCAUGGACUCUGAGGCCGGCAUAGAUAUACUCUAUCAGCUGUCCGAGCUGCGUCGCCUGCGUCCGGAGCUACGCCUGAGCCAGACGCCGGCCAAUUACCUGGAGGGGGAUCCGCGCUCACGCCCGACCACUCUGGCAAUUGCCAGUCCCGAGGCGCUGACCAAUGGCCCAGCCCAAGGCCCUGGCAAUGAAGCAGCUGGCAGCUCGGCGCUGCUGUUGGAGCACUCGGAUGCGGAUCGCUAUCUGCUGCACCAGUGGACGGCAGAGAAGCACGCGGACCUGGAGACAGCGCUGCGGGACAACAGCCAGCGACAGCAGCACGCGCUCUUCACCGAGCACCUGCUGCUCUCCAUGCUGUGCGAGGAGCAGCUGCAGCUGCCACAACCCAAACUACAACCCAAACCGGAACCGGAACCAGAACUAGAGUCAGUGAGAUUACAGCACCUGCUAUUUCCAGAGAUCGGUGAAGAAGAAGCAGAUGCACAAUCUCUGGACCGAAAAAACGAGUAUCUGAUCUCUCUGCUGCCGUGCAAAUAUAUACCGUCGCAGAUCAUGAUGCUGAUGUCGCUACCUUGGAUCAGGCCCUGGUCAACCCAGAGCAAGCUGCGCUACAUUGAACUGCAGGGCGUCACCAUGGACGAGAGCGCACUGACUAGCUCGGAGCAGCAGGAUAUCGACUAACAGCUCACCUCACCUCACAAUGGCAAAAAGGAAAAAAAAAACUAAUAAAACCAAGCAGAAUUAUUGCCAAUCCUUACAUGUAUUCCGUAGAACACAAACAUUCUAAUUUUAAACAAUACGCAAAUAAAAAUUUUAAUGUGAAAAUUUAA